Molecule: messenger RNA, 429 nt
Organism: Staurois parvus
Lineage: Eukaryota; Metazoa; Chordata; Amphibia; Anura; Ranidae
Source: the annotation of a GenBank genome assembly
AUGAUCAUCUCCCGCCAGGUGCCGGUCCUCUUCGAUGACGUGGCGGUGUAUUUCUCGGAGGAGGAGUGGCGCAGUCUGGAGGAAUGGCAGAAGGAACUCUACAAGGACGUCAUGAAGGAGAAUUAUCAGACUUUGGUGUUUAUUGGUCAGCCGAGAUCUGGUCCAGGGAUUGAGAGAGGUGAAGAUCCCUGCAUCAGGGCCCACCAGCUCUCCAGGACCCCCAGGAAGGACGUGGCGAGCAAUGUGCACACAGAGCGAUCGUAUCGAUCGAUACUUGAAGACGACUUGGAUAUGGGGAAACAGCUUACAAGCUACACAUGCCCGGAGACAGUUUGCUGGAGGAGGCGUAUGAGCAGCUCAACAGCCGCCAAACAAAUCAUGAUCGAAUAUAAAGAAUAUUUCUGGACCCCUCGAAACUCUUCGAAUUGU